Anisakis simplex (herring worm) is the source of this 199-nucleotide messenger RNA. NCBI's taxonomy places the organism in Eukaryota, Metazoa, Nematoda, Chromadorea, Rhabditida, Anisakidae. The record is from the annotation of a GenBank genome assembly.
UACAAAUGUUUAUGGCGUAGCGCUGCUAACGGUUGAGGAUCUGAUCUCGGCAGCGCUGAGUUUCAUUCUGAUGCAUAACAAUCAGCGAAUCUUCAAGCAAGCACUCGUAGGCACCAAUCAACACGCGCUCUCGGAACGAUACCAAAUCGCUGAGAAUAUCAAAAUUACAAGGUUUAGUUGUUUUUUUCAUUGUAAAUAA